This is a messenger RNA of Pedinophyceae sp. YPF-701, 3312 nucleotides long. The record is from the annotation of a GenBank genome assembly. NCBI's taxonomy places the organism in Eukaryota, Viridiplantae, Chlorophyta, Pedinophyceae.
AUGGCAUCAACGCAUGAGGUUGAGCCGCACGAGGCCGCGAUCCCCAUCGAGCUCAUGCCGGACGAUAUCCAAAUCAUACCGCGCGCCACUGACGGCCACUCGUUGCCGGAGAGCUCGGUUCAAAGCGGCCACCAGGCACGUGGCGAAGAGGGCCUCGGGCCGCGGGGCGUCUCCGGUGAGCUGGACGUAGGAGCAGACAGCGAUGACCGCAGCGAGGGUCACUUGGGCGCCACCGAGACGCCCGAAAGGACUAUGUCGGCCCCUCGAGGUCAGAAGGCUGUGGGUUGGCACCAGGUCGACGUCGCGGAGCUGGACCACUUGGCAUCAACAAUGGCGUCCAACGAGGCGUCGUCCCUGCUCACCGCGCAAGCCGACACCGAGGGGUACGCGCGCCAGAUCCCCAUCGCCGUUCGCCGCGAGGCCGAGGCCAAGGACCCGUUCGGGCUGGGCGAGGUCGAUCCUCACACUCUGUCGCUGGUAGCUACGGGCGCCGAGCGCGCAGGGACGGGGGCGGGCCACUCCAUGCGAUUCAGGACGGCGUUUCCCAGCACGUUGGCCGCGCUCGGACCUCUCAAAGCCGGACCCCGAGCGCCCAGACACCUCGUCCUGACCACUAGCGACCAGUUCGACCCCGACGUCUUCCUGUCGGCUGUCCACCGCGACACGCCUGGCUCUCUGAUCAAAGUCGGGGUCCAGCGGCUCCGGGAGGACCUCACAGAGCGGGACGUGCAACAGCAGACCCUGAUCCAAGACAAUUUUGAACGCUUCAUGUCUUGCUGGAACACCAUCGAGUCGAUCCACGCCAGGCUGCAGCAAAACGAGGAGCACGCGGGCACGGCGCUCGGAGCCGGCAGCAUGUCCAUGAGCGGCGUGCUUCAGGCGGUCAUGAGGGCCGAGAAAGAAUCUUCUCAGGCGUUCAGCCCUCUUGUUGACAGGCAGCGCCAUGCUGAACGAAUCCGGAGGGUCCUGGGGCUCCUGGAGCGCUUUGAUGCGAUCUUUUCCCUCGUAGGUCGCGUGCAAGAGCUCUGGUCCGCAGGAGAGUAUCAGGCAGCGCUGCAGGAGUACUCGCGUGCGAGGAAACUGAUCCUCCCCACGAGGGUUCGAGUUUUCCAUGCCCUGCUGGAGGAGUGUCGUAAGUCUCUCCGACAAAUGGCACGGCAGUUGGCCACCCGGCUGGAACACCCCGCGGGCGGACUGGAGCAGGCAGCAGCAAUCAUCCCAACGCUAUCUCGUCUUCGCGAGGAGGACCCGGAGCUGCUGGAUGGCAGCUGGGCCGAUCCGCUGGGCUUGUUUCUACGGAACCAGGGAGCGGCGAUAUCAAAGGAGCUGGAGAAGUGCGAGGAGAAUGCGCGCACGUGGGAACGAGACGCGCUGACAGCAGGGGCGGAAGAACUCGAUUGGGAGGUCGUGGACUCGGGCGGAAGUUGCGCACGUCGGGGACUCACCGGAUCUGAGGGAGAGAUUGGAGAGGCAAGAUUCGUCAAAAUGGUCCUCGACGGGUCCAAAGUGAUCGCCCGCAGGCUCCCCGCAUUCAUCGAGGUCGCCACAAGCCGGCAGAUUCAGCUCCUGAUGAUGUGGGUCACGCAGGCCCCGGCGCCCGCACAGCCCCCUGCUGCCGGACAGGGUCAUCGGCGGAAUCGUAGCACGACAAUUUUGGCAGAUGUUCCCGCAGGAUCUGGUCCGCCGCGUACUCUGACCCGGCAGGCUAGUCUCCUGUCGCAGUCGACUGACAUUUCCGUCCCUGCGAGCGACCCGGCUGUGCUGGUGCAGCAGUGCAUCAACGACGUUACGCGCGCGUACAAGGACCUGACGUUGUCGGCUGUCGAUGGCCUGUUGGCGCGGCUCGGAGACGUGCUGCUGCGACCUCCCCCGGAUGGCUGGGACCCCAACGGGCUGCAUGGCUCCAACACGUGCGUGGCCGCCAUCGAGCGCGUCUUCCAGCAUAUCGCGUCGGUCUCGGCCUUUCUGGGCGAGCACGUGCCCUCCCUGCCUCCGGCGCACCUGGAUGCGGUGUACGAGGGUGCCAUCUCGCGCGUCUCCCAUACACUCAGCACGGAGAUCGCACGCGCACUGCCGCCAAUCGCGGAGAGACUGAAAGCGCAGCUGUACAGGGCGAGCAAUAGCGGCGGGGCUCGUGCCGAGAUCGAGGUCGGUGGCCAUACGGCCGCCGUCGACGACCUGAUGGGGCUCUUGUGGUGCACAACUUCCACUGCCAACAGGUUGGCGCAGCAUGCGAGACGAGGCAGCCGAUCUGCAGGGCCGAACAUGCCAAUGUCGGAGCUGGCGAACGCGGUCAUGAGCGGUUUCGCUCGUGGCAUCGCUCAGCACCAUGACAUGGCGACAACUUGUGCCCAGCAGCUCGACGCUCUUGAACAAGCUACAUUCCCCACAGAGGGCGCGGCGUCCCAGGAGGCCGACCGACUCGCGGGCACUAAUGCAGCCUCACAAGGCGAAGAGAUGGCUCGGCGGGCGAUGCGAGCGGCCAAGAGCCUGAUAAAAGUGCAUGUCACAGUCAAGGCAAUGCAGCCCCUCCUGUGUGCCCUCCAGGGCGGGAGCGAGCACCAGGGCGAGGACGCGAACGAGUCCAUCCGACGUGAGCAGCAGGCAGUGGAGGGCAAAGCGAGGGACACGCUGUUCCUGCUCCGUGAAGUGUAUCUGAGUGCAAGAUCUAUUCAAAUGUUCUGCACGCUGGACGCUUGGCUUUCUGCGCUGAAUAUCCGCCGGACCAUGGAGCCAGGUCAGAACACAGACGGGCACGAAGAGCCGCGGACAGCCCUUUCCGGUCCAGGCGCGGCUCCGAAGGGCGUCACUGCGGAGAUGAUGAUCUUGCUCGCACUGCUCAGCGCAUUCUCGCGGGAGCUGGCGGAAGGACCGCUCGCGAACGAAGCGCGAGCGGUCGAGGAGGCUGUUGGUCAGUUGGUUGAAGCCGCUUUCGUGCACACGUUGAACCGUUGCACGGCAAGCUUUGGAGCCUCCAACGGGCAGGAGGCGUGUUUGAGCAUGUACGGGUACUUCCAGGCGCGCCUAGACGUCGACUUCUUCGCAGCGAUCACGGAGCGGUGGCAAUCUGAAGAUUGCACCGCGUGCAUCCAGUCGUUGCGGGACUCCCUGCUGCACCUGAGUGCGCUGACGGACGAGGACCGCGAGCUCCAGGGCCUGUCAGGGACAAGCAGCAGGUCGCAGGUCGCGGACACGCUGCGCAAAGCGUAUCAGGAGUUCUGCACUGGUACGAACAUCCUGACGUUCGAGCUGCAGCGGGCGGCGAUGAACGCCAUGUUUCUGAGGGCGGGCGCCGUCCAGCACGUCGACUGA